Carya illinoinensis is the source of this 1570-nucleotide messenger RNA. RefSeq names its product probable BOI-related E3 ubiquitin-protein ligase 2. The transcript is spliced from 4 exons. The record is from RefSeq and is a predicted model, not a curated record. NCBI's taxonomy places the organism in Eukaryota, Viridiplantae, Streptophyta, Magnoliopsida, Fagales, Juglandaceae. Gene Ontology annotation, molecular function: ubiquitin-protein transferase activity. The coding region runs from base 429 to 1442 and encodes 337 amino acids.
ACUGUUUAAUUAUAUAUCAUAACUCUUCCAUUUUUCUUCAGUUACCAUUUGUUCUGAACUCUCGCUCUCUUUGCCUCAUCGCCCAUCGGCCUCCUCUCCUUGUUCCGACAUUCUCUGAUCGUUUUGAUGGAACAUUUUUUAGGAUCGGUCUUCCUGACUUAUCCUUACAUAGCAUUGCAUUUUUCUGGAACCGAUCAAAGUAAAAUAUAAAAAUCUAAGAAAGCGGAUUUAUUUUCGUUGGUUCGUUGAAUUUUCUUCUAGUCGUGGAAUUUCAGGAUCCAGGCGGCAGCAGUUGUCUUCCUUGAGACUCUGUCAAACGAGCUUAUCAUAUUAAGUUCUUUUUUGGCAGGGAGGAUUCUUAAAGGUUGUUUUACUAGAAACUCUUCAGACACAACAGAAAAAGGGAACUUUAUUUUUCUUCAAGCAAAAUGUUGGGAGGCAACAAUGGUAAACUUUUGCUUCCUGCUUUCCUGGAUGAGAAUCGUUUCCAGUAUCAGACUAAUGCAUCAAAUCAGCUGCAGUUAUUUGUCAGUCCACCAGCAGGAUGUAAUGUUGAUCCAGUAAAUUUUUUUGGAAAUGAGCAUAUUACUCCUAUCGUUAGGCCAAAUAAACGUGGCAGAGAAACUGAAGAUAUUUCAAGGCAGCAAAAGCGUCAGAUAUCCUUGAAUUAUUAUGCCUGUCAGGAUGAAGCUGAUCGCUCAGCAAGCAUUCUGAACCCAAACCCAGUAUCAACAGGAUUAAGGCUAUCAUAUGAUGAUGAUGAGCGUAAUUCAUCUGUUACUUCUGCAAGUGGAAGUAUGACGGCUGCACCUUCAAUCAUCUUGUCCCUUGGGGAUAAUAUCAAGACUGAGCUUGAUCGACAGAAGGAAGAGUUUGACCAUUUUAUCAAAAUUCAGGAGGAACAGUUGACAAAGGGGGUGAGGGACAUGGAGAAGAGACACGCGGCUUCUUUCCUUGCUGCUAUGGAGAAAGGUGUCAGCAAAAAGCUUCGCGAGAAAGACAUUGAAAUAGAGAACAUGAACUGUAAGAACAGGGAAGUUGCAGAGAGGAUAAGGCGAGUUGCGAUGGAAGCCCAGAAUUGGCACUAUAGAGCAAAGUACAAUGAGUCAAUUGUUAGUGUCCUGAAGAACAAGCUCCAGCAGGCAAUUUCACAGGGUGCUGAACAAGUUAAGGAAGGAUUUGGAGACAGUGAAGUCGAUGAUGCCACCUCAUAUAUCAACCCAAACAACUACCCGGGCAUUCCAGGUGGACCUGCCAAAUCAUUUCCCAGGAAUAACCCAGGCUUGGGACACAUUUGUAGAGCAUGCAACACAAAGGAGGUCUCUAUAUUGUUGAUGCCUUGUCGGCACCUAUGUUUAUGCAAGGAGUGUGAGGGGUCAAUCAGUGUUUGUCCUGUAUGCCAGUUUAUCAAAACUGCAAGCGUUGAAGUAUAUAUGUCCUAAGUUAUUCAAGCAUAUUACUACACAAAUGAAAAAUUAUUUACCCUUUGUUUCAUAUAGCUUUAAAAUUAUGAAUUGUGUAUGUGUCUUAAACUAAUUAUCUUAAUGAAAAGAGCCCUUCCCUUGUGAUC